This is a messenger RNA of Prunus armeniaca (apricot), 672 nucleotides long. The record is from the annotation of a GenBank genome assembly. Lineage: Eukaryota; Viridiplantae; Streptophyta; Magnoliopsida; Rosales; Rosaceae.
AUGACAGGAUUGGGCUCUUCAUGUGGAGCAUGCAAGUUCCUGAGGAGAAAAUGCACAGGGGAAUGUGUGUUUGCUCCUUACUUCUGCUAUGACCAAGCUGCAGACCAUUUUGCAGCAGUGCACAAGGUGUUUGGUGCAAGCAAUGUGUCCAAGCUGCUGCUACACUUACCGGUACAAAAUCGAAGUGAUGCUGCUAUCACCAUGUCUUAUGAAGCACUAGCUCGAAUGCGCGACCCUGUGUAUGGAUGUUUCUCACAAAUCUUUGCACUCCAACAACAGGUUGUCUACUUACAAGAGGAGAUCGAAACUCUCGGGAACCAAAUGGUUAAUUUUGCAACUGGCCAUUCAAGUAACUCAUUCAGUGAGCUACAAGUAUUUUCACAACAUGAUGCUGUUGAGACACAAUAUCUUCAGAGUCAAUUACCAGAACCGCUACUACUUCCCGUUAUGGAAAAUGCAACUGCCAACCAGGCAUUUAACAGUCAGAUGGAUAUACAGAUGCCUCCUUUGCAUGAAUGGGAAGAAGUAAACCUAUUUGGUUAUCAGUCUGUGCCUGAUCCUUUAGAGAGAUUUCUUGAAGGUCCCCAAGAGAACUUGGAACAUAAUCCAUGGUUGAAUGAGACUGCCAACACCAGGAACUAUAAUAAAGGUUCUAGUUGGGAUUUAUAUUAG